This is a messenger RNA of Dracunculus medinensis (Guinea worm), 675 nucleotides long. NCBI's taxonomy places the organism in Eukaryota, Metazoa, Nematoda, Chromadorea, Rhabditida, Dracunculidae. The record is from the annotation of a GenBank genome assembly.
AUGGCUCGAGAACGAGUUUUUCGAAAUUUAUUACGAUGUGUUUUAUUGCAACCAUUUGACCGAAUUAAAACAAUUGUUCAGCAAGAAACAACAAAAAAUUUAUUGACGAUAAUACGAGUUGUACCAGGCGUAACACUUUAUUUCAAUUUUUUGAAUAUCGCUCAAACAUUUGUACCGAAAGAUUUAAAUGCUCAUUUGUCCAAUUUAUUUCUCGGCUUUUUUUCUCGUUCGUUGGUUUGUACUUUAUUAAUGCCACCAACUGUUAUAAAAACGCGUCUUGAGAGCAAUAUCUAUAAAGAUUCAAAUUUGUUCUCAGUUGCAAAGGAAUUAGUCCGUCAGUAUGGCAUUGCUGGUUUAUUUAAAGGUUCCCUACCGACAAUAUUAAGAGAUGCGCCAUUUUCCGAAGGAAAAGAUUUUUCACCGUUGAGUCGUUUUGUUUGUGGAAUAAUAGCGGGCAUUUCUGCUUGCAUUCUCACACAGCCAUUUGAUUUUAUUAAAACUCAAAUGCAGUUAUAUCCAGGAAAGUAUAGGUCAUUUAUACAAAUUAUCGAAGUGAUAUAUUCUAAGGGUAACUUUUCGAGAUUUUUUUGUGGAUUCUGGCUUCGCGCUAUUCGUCGUACCCUAAUGGCCGCAAUAAACUGGACAAUUUUUGACGAAACGGCUGUCAACUGUUGA